AUGGAGAAGGUUCCGCUGUUCAUGACCAAGUCGCCAGACCACAUUGACCCGGACGCGAGCCCCGCACUCGCUGCAUUGGCAGCCAUCAUCCACGAGGAAACAACGCCCGAUGACAAGGUCGAGUACUACAAGGAGCAAGGAAACGCACUCUACAAGAAGGCCACGCGCGACGAGCUCAAGAAAGCUGUCAUCAUGUACUCGGAAGGGUUGAGCGUGCCGGAUGCUGUCAACAUGCAGCUUCGUGCAACAAUGUACCUCAACCGUGCAGCGGCCAAUAUUCAGCUUGGCAACAACCGCGCAGCACUUGCAGACACGACGCUCGCCAAAAAGACAGACCCGGCCAACAUCAAGACAUACGCUCGAGCAGCAAAGGCGUGCCUGGCGCUGGGACAGCACACGGAAGGCAUCCAGUGGUGCGACGAAGGCUUGGCGCUCGACGCGACCAACAAGCCCAUCCAGGAGGAACGGGUCAAGCUGGUCAAGGCACAGGGCGAAGCCCAGCGAAAACAGCGCAUGGAGGCAAAGCGCUUGCGCGAGGUUGCUGCACAGGAGACGCGGAUACACGCUGCCAUUCUCAACCGCAACAUCAAAAUGAAGGCGCAUCCCAUGCACGAAGAGGAAGAGCAGAAGGCUGCCGCAGAAGCUGCGGCAAGCGGGGCAUCCGCAUCAGACCCUUCGCCUGUGGCCUCGAUCGCCAACGAUGCCAACAACAAGGGCACCGCCCAGGCGGUCAAGCUCUUCCGACUGGAGAAUCCGUCAGGCGUCAAACCGACGCUCAACGAAGAUGGCUCGCUGUGCUGGCCCGUCUUCUUCUUGUAUCCAGAGUACGAGCAGAGCGAGCUCGUGUCCAGCUUCCACGAACAAGCAACCAUUGGCGAGCAAAUGGAGAACAUGUUCCCUGACGACGCCCCUCCUGCUCCCUGGGACAGCAACAAGUUUUACACGCGCCACGAUGCUCUCGAAGUGUUCUUUGAGGAGCAGUUGCCCGCAAACGCCAAGUCCGGCACCAUUCCCAAGCUCGUCCGCGUCUCCAAGUCCAAGCCAUUACUGCAGGUGCUUGCCGACCCGCGCUACGUUGUUAUUGGCGGAACACCCACAUUCGUGGUGCUCAGCAGUCAAUCUCCCUUCCGCGCCAAGUAUCUCUCCCGCACCAAGUAG
Messenger RNA from Capsaspora owczarzaki ATCC 30864, 1158 nucleotides. RefSeq lists its product as hypothetical. Bases 1 to 1158 code for a protein of 385 amino acids. NCBI's taxonomy places the organism in Eukaryota, Filasterea, Ministeriida, Capsasporidae. The transcript is spliced from 3 exons. Gene Ontology annotation, molecular function: Hsp90 protein binding. The record is from RefSeq and is a predicted model, not a curated record.